AUGGGCUCCGUCAACAGCGAAACCCCAGCGCUCGCCACCAAUCCCAAGUUCAUCUUCUUUACCGACUUCGACGGAACCGUGACCACCGCCGACUCCAAUGACUACAUGACGGACAACCUGGGCUACGGCGUGGAAAAGCGCCGCCAGGGCAACAAGGAUGUGCUGGAAGGCAAGAUGAACUUCCGCGACUCGUUCCAGGAGAUGCUCGACAGCGUCACCACCCCUUACAACGAAUGCAUCGACACCCUGCUGGAGAACAUCAAGCUCGACCCGGGCUUCAAGGAGUUCUACGACUGGUCGCGGGAGAACAACGUUCCCAUUGUCAUUCUCAGUGGCGGCAUGACGCCCAUCAUUCGCGCCCUGCUGGACAAGCUACUAGGACCCGGGUGGGACAUUCAGAUUGUCAGCAACGACGUGCGGCCCAGAGAGGGCAAGACGAUCAACGACAAGGGAGGGUGGCGGAUCCAAUUCCACGAUGACAGCAUUCACGGCCACGACAAGUCUAUCGAGAUUCGGAAGUACUCGUCUUUGCCUGACCGCCCCACCAUGUUUUAUGCCGGUGACGGCGUCUCGGAUUUGUCUGCUGCCAAGGAGACUGAUUUGCUGUUUGCAAAGGCUGGCAAGGAUCUUGUCACUUGGUGCGAGAACGAAAAGGUGCCUUUUGUCACUUUCAAAGACUGGACUAGCAUUACCCAGACUGUGAAGGAUAUAGCGGCUGGAAAGACUACCGUUCAAGACGCCGCCAAGGGCCGUCUGUGA
Messenger RNA from Metarhizium album ARSEF 1941, 759 nucleotides. Its product is annotated as phosphoserine phosphatase. The transcript has 3 exons. Lineage: Eukaryota; Fungi; Ascomycota; Sordariomycetes; Hypocreales; Clavicipitaceae. Gene Ontology annotation, biological process: dephosphorylation; L-serine biosynthetic process. The record is from RefSeq and is a predicted model, not a curated record. Gene Ontology annotation, molecular function: magnesium ion binding; phosphatase activity. Gene Ontology annotation, cellular component: cytoplasm. Bases 1 to 759 code for a protein of 252 amino acids.